AUGGAUCCGGGUGGAAUUCAAAUUUUUUGCGGAAUCAAAAGUUGGAAUUUUGCGCCCGAGUGGUAUGAGAGAAAUGGAUUCUCGUUGGGACAUUGGCUGAACCGUCCGAAUCCUCGUCAAUCAGUUUUCCAAAACCUGAUCAUCAAUUUCGAAAGACUGAAACAACUGACACCUCCUUCAUUUUUAAUCAUUAAUUGCUACAUUGACCUGAUGAAAAAUGUGACGAUUCGCCAAGUAAUCGACUCUCCAGACCUACAAAAUUGGGAUCAAAUCUAUUUUUAUGGCAUUGAAAAUACGGGUGAAGUGUUAAAAUGGAUCAAUGAAAUCAGUAUGAGACAGGAGCUACGCGUUGAUUUCGAUUGUGAUUGGAUCAUGGUUGAGAAGAGGUUUUGUAAAGUCCCAGAAUUGUGA
Messenger RNA from Caenorhabditis briggsae, 411 nucleotides. NCBI's taxonomy places the organism in Eukaryota, Metazoa, Nematoda, Chromadorea, Rhabditida, Rhabditidae. The coding region runs from base 1 to 411 and encodes 136 amino acids. The record is from RefSeq and is a predicted model, not a curated record. The transcript is spliced from 2 exons.